AUGCAAGAAACAGAUGCUUUAAAAUCAUAUGGAUUGACUGCAGAAGAAGUUGCAGAUUCUACAGUGGUAGGAAGAAAGAAGCAGGCAGAGGCAGAGUGGAACACUCUCCAUCAGUCUAUUAGCUGGUUCUUCUUUAGGCACAUGCCGUACAUUUUGUUUCUCACAAUUGGAUUCUUUUUUAUUACUCUCAACAUGACAACUCUGCUGAGGCAUCCAGAAAGACUUUACAUUGCAAACGAGUCUCAGAUAAAGAUGCUCAAAAACUGUAUGUUCGGAGGAAUCGGAAUAAGCUGUGUGUUCUAUGGGUCAAUUUUAUUAACAAUGCUGACAACCAGACUGUCCAACCUUCCAAGCAUAUGGAGCAGAAUAGCCUCUUUUGUUGUAAGAGUUGUGCUGUUUCUGUUGUUUACUGCGCCCAUCUGCUACAUGCUGCUUAUAUACAUAAACACGCUAUCCUUUAUGCAGACAGGCGCUUUUAUGAUAACAGUGUACAUAUUUACAAUGUACAUUGUGACAGCAGGAAUUCUUUCAAUCUCAAACUAUCUAUACAAAAAACUAACCAGACCUACAGGCAUUUCAAAAAAACACAUAAAUGAUGUGUCUGACCCAAGCAGCAACAAAGGCUUCCUGUUCUACACCCUGGCUUUUGGCUUGAUUUUGGUGGGCUCUGUAGGGAUUUUUAUACUGCCAUGCCUAGUUAAUGUAUACCACAUGAUAAUGAAGACCCAAGGUAUUCAAAUUAUAGAUAAAGCAUAUUUAAAAUAUAUUAGCAUAGCAUAG
Molecule: messenger RNA, 780 nt
Organism: Nematocida ausubeli
Lineage: Eukaryota; Fungi; Microsporidia
Exons: 1
Coding region: 1-780 (259 amino acids)
Source: RefSeq, a predicted model, not a curated record